Trachemys scripta elegans is the source of this 2314-nucleotide messenger RNA. RefSeq names its product MKRN2 opposite strand (gene MKRN2OS). The transcript has 4 exons. Lineage: Eukaryota; Metazoa; Chordata; Testudines; Emydidae. The record is from RefSeq and is a predicted model, not a curated record. The coding region runs from base 947 to 1621 and encodes 224 amino acids.
AGCAAGCUCAUGUAGGAGCAACAAAGUGAUCAAAGAGCUUGUUUAUUAAGUUCUUAUGUAGAAAACAAAGCAGUCACUGGAAUUAGUUCUGUUACAUAUUGUGAGGAAACAGCUAUUACUGGUAUUUAUUCAUAAAGCAACAACAUAGAAAUUAGCUGUACACAAGGCAUAGAAUGAAUACAGUACCUGCCUAGAAGAGCUCACAACCUGGAAGUCAAAAGGAAUAAGAUAAUGACUGCAUUGAGAAACCCAGAGCAAGGGUUAACUACUAGAGAGAGUGGAGUCACACCAGUUAAGUUUGACCCUGUAAUUUAUGAACCGUAUGAUAGUGAAGAUUACUACAUAUACAUACACAGAAUUCAGAGCUAAAAUAGAGAUAACAGGUUUAGCUUAUUACUAGAAAAGCAGCACAGAUAGAGCUAAGAAUGGUAUUAGAAAGAAAAAGAAAAAACAUUUUUUUAGAAGCUACACCGAGGAAAUGAUGCAAACACAAUUCAGCUUUAAUACCUGUAAGCAACACAUGAGCUUGUUUAGCCUGUAUUUUCUUCGCUGUUGAAGAACAUUGUGUUGUAUAUGUACUUUGUAUUCUAAACUGCUAAUUGUAAAACCUACAGAUACACGGCCCUAGAGGGGACGAUCAAGAACUGAACCAAAGCAAAACUGUGUAUAUCAUCUCACUGAAAAACCUCUCAACCCAAUUCUUAAUGUAGUAUAAUAUUAAAAUGAACACUAGCUCUUUAAGAGGUUGUCCAAACAUUAUGUCUCCAGUUACUAGUUAUCUUAAUACUGAGUGGUUAAGUGGGCUGUCAUUCUGAAUGACAUCACUGAAUAACAUCCAUUCCUAAUCCAGUGAUCCUCCUGGGCUCUGGGUGAGACGGUGGUAGGCAGCAAAAUAAGGUAGUUUCAGAAAGCUUCCCUCUAUUUGCACAAGUAGUUGGCUGAAACAAUGCAGUCCUUGGACUCAGAGAAAGGCUUAAUCAAAUUCAGCCAUUGUAAGAAGGACAUAUUUUGUUCCUACGUGCCCAAGCUGUGCCCUGUUUGUGGGCAGAGUCUAAACUACAGGAGACUGGAAGAUGCACCUGUCAGCAUUCCUAGCCCAUUUGUCAACGGGCAUAGGCAGAAAUGUUCAUUUUUACUUAAACCUACUACAGGAACAUUUCUUAGAGAGUAUGAUGGAAGCUCUGAUCUCCAUGUCGGAAUAUCCAAUACUAAUGGAUUGGUGUAUAAUUACAAUGAAACAGGCAUUCAUAGAGUUGAACUUGGGUGGGAGCAAUGCAUUAGUAUCCCACUAGUGCAGCCAGACAUGUAUGGACUGCUUAAACAAUGGGAUAAGUACCUAGAAGAAUUCUCUACUGGAGAGGCCUGGUUUUUUCACAGGUAUGAUGAACACUACCACAACUGUUAUACCUAUGCACUGGCAUUUAUUAACUGUGUUUUGGCUGCACAAGGUAAGCAGCCAAUGAGUAAAAGUGAAUUCACAGAAAGAUUUGUGAUACCACAGACAAGGAAAGCUUCCAAGUAUAUCACUGUCUACCGGGAGGUAGCCGAAAAUUACUUCUACAUUGGUGACAGCCCUGAUCAAGAACAGAACAAUUCUGAAGAGGACAAAUUGUUACAUUAAAAACAAGCAUGCAAUGCAGUGAAAACAAAUCCAUAAAUAGAAAAUCUUUGGGUCCAAGCUUCAGUUCUCCCUCUAUAUACCGGACAUGCCUUCCUGCAAUAUUUGAAAACUAACAGUAGAACUCUGAUGUGUCUGAGAAAAGGAUCAUCCCUUUCAUAUAUCUCUUACGAGACAUUAACAUGUCACAAGAAGGAAAAGACUUGUAUGAGAGUUUUCUGGGAGUUUUAAAAUUUUGCACUAUGCAACUAGCUAACUUUCUUGAGCACUAUCACAUAGGAAAUUAUAUGCGUUCCUGUUUGCUAUAUCAUACUAAAAGUUGUAUGACUGCAGUCAUGUUUUGUAGUAGACAAUAUAAGUGCUGUAAAUUAAAACAACAGGUGUAGAUUACCUUUUGACCAGGGUCAGAAAAACAAAGUUUGUGACAAAAAAACAACGGUGACACUUAUUCACUAUUCUCCACUAAAACACUGCUUGAAUUAAGAAAGCACUGCAAUUACUGGUCACAUACACUAUCUUCUUCAUUUGCAAUAUUCACUUUGUACCUUACUUCAGGCAUUUGAGUAAGUUUUAACUUUACCAGUAAGUGGCAGUGUUCUUUCAGUUCCUUGUAAAAUUACAGUACUAUCAUAAUAAAUGCUACAUUGUACCUCCAUAUUUUUACUACUGUUGCAAAAAUAAAUAGCUGGAGUAAAA